AUGGAAAUUCCCAGGUGCCUUGAUAAAGCUGCUAUUGUCUCGGAUGCUGAAGAUAAGAUUGGGGAUUCCUCAAAUUCUUGGAGGCUUUGCACUGUAACACAGGUGGAGGAACUGAAGAUAUUGAUACGCAUGUUCCCAAUUUGGGCUACUGGCAUUGUCUUUUCUACUGUUUAUGCACAAAUGUCAACAAUGUUUGUCGAGCAAGGAAUGAUGAUGGACACAACCAUUGGUUCCUUCAGAAUUCCUGCGGCUUCUCUUUCAACUUUUGAUGUCCUUAGUGUUAUUUUCUUGGUUCCGGUAUAUGAUAAGACUCUUGUCCCAAUUGCAAGGAAGUUUACUGGCGAGGAAAGGGGAUUCUCAAAGUUACAGCGCAUGGGAAUUGGCCUCUUUAUUUCAGUUUUAUGCAUGUCAGCAGCUGCAUUGGUGGAGAUCAAGCGGCUUGCGAUUGCAAGGGACCUGGGUUUGGUUGAUGAAGCCGUUGCAGUACCACUUGGUAUAUUCUGGCAAGUUCCCCAAUAUAUCUUGUUGGGAGCUGCAGAAAUCUUUACAUUUAUUGGGCAGAUUGAGUUCUUCUAUGACCAAUCGCCAAAUGCCAUGCGUACCUUGUGUAGUGCCUUCUCACUUCUGACGAUUUCAUUGGGAUAUUACUUGAGCUCUUUAAUUCUAAUUGUGGUUACAUCUGUAACCACCAGAGGUGGAAAGACUGGUUGGAUACCGGAUAACUUAAAUGAGGGCCACCUUGACAAUUUCUUCUGGCUUUUAGCUGGACUGAGCUUCUUGAACAUGGUAAUUUAUGUAUUCUGUGCUAAAAAAUACAAGUCUAAGAAGGCUUCUUGAAGUUUUUAGAAGAUAGUGUUGUACCACAAACUAAUAGAUUGAAGGAGUUACAAUAAUUAUAACAAG
This is a messenger RNA of Ilex paraguariensis (yerba mate), 903 nucleotides long. NCBI's taxonomy places the organism in Eukaryota, Viridiplantae, Streptophyta, Magnoliopsida, Aquifoliales, Aquifoliaceae. The record is from the annotation of a GenBank genome assembly.